AUGGCUCACACCUUUGAAUCUCUGCUGGGAGAGACUGUGACCAGAUCUAGCGGCCAGACGGUAGCAGUUCGCUCCCUCUGUGGCAAGGAGCGAGUGCUGGGGCUGUACUUUUCGGCCAACUGGUCGCCGCCGUGCAGAAUGUUUAUGCCGGCGCUAGCCAGUUUUUACGAGUCACUGAAGGACGGCUCGGUGACCAGCAGGGAAAACCUGGAGAUCGUCCAGAUCAGCUGGGAUAAAGACAUAGACGGCUACAACGAGUCCACACAGUCCACGCCUUGGUUAAGCCUGCCCUGGGAACAGAGGGACAGACAGCGAAAACUCAGUCGCAAAUUUGGCGUGCAUGGAAUUCCUCGCCUGGUCCUGCUGGACGGAGAAACUGGCCGAGUGAUAACCAGGGAUGGGUUCGACAGACUGUCUGAAGAUUCCACCGGAAGCGGAUUUCCCUGGAGGCGGAAGCCUCUCCAUGACAUUGUCAAGGGAACACUUCUUCAAGUAAUUGGCGGAUCUGAUGUCCCACAGGAAGUUGAUGCCAACUCUGUACUGGAUGGGCAAAGCGUUAUCGGAUUUUACUUCUCCGCACACUGGUGUCUUCCCUGCCGUUACUUUGACCCUGAGCUGAUCCGUGCCUACCAAACUCUGAAAGCUCGCGGAGAGAAGUUCCAAGUGGUCUUUGUCUCCGCUGACCGGUCCGAGGAGGCGUUUCAGCGUCACAUGGCUGGCAUGCCAUGGCUGACCAUUCCGUACGAGGAUUCCAGGAACCAGAUUGUGAAAAAGCAUUUGGGCGUCGACGGUAUUCCUAUGCUGGUCCUGGUGGAUGAAAAGGGCAACAUUAUUACGAUGAAUGGUCGACAAGCAAUAACCCAGGAUCCUGAGUGUAAGGACUUUCCUUGGUACCCGCAGCCCAUAGAUGAGCUGACCCCGCUGUCAUCUCUGCAGCUCAAUGAGAACAUUUGUGUGAUUUAUUUCUCAG
Molecule: messenger RNA, 970 nt
Organism: Candidula unifasciata
Lineage: Eukaryota; Metazoa; Mollusca; Gastropoda; Stylommatophora; Geomitridae
Source: the annotation of a GenBank genome assembly